UUCCUUGUCAGAAUAUUCAUGAAGCAGGAGAGCAGCGAGAGAGAGAGAGAGAGAGAAAGAGUGAGGUAGUGCUAAAGAGAGAGAGCGAGACGGGGGAGAGAGAGAGAGAGAGAGAGAGAGCAAGCAAGCCGGCAGAGACAGAGCGGGAGAGCGAGAGAGAGAGAGAGAGAGAGCAACUCCUUUCACCUGAAGAUUAGUUUGUUUCGCUCUCGUUCACUCACAGCGUAAGCUGAAGCCUCAGAGGCAGCCGAGCCGCCAGACUCCGCCAGAAGGUGUCAGCCUUUUGAUCGCUCUUCCUCUUCUGAUUAUCCUUCUACACCUCCUUCCGUCCCUCCGUCAUUCUCGUUUUAUUCUUUCAACGCAGAGUGCCCAGAACGCUCCCAUCCGUCCCCCGCCGAUCGCCCCCCGAAGCUACGGAACGGACGGAGAGAGAGAGGAGGAGAGAGAGAGAGAGAGAGAGAGAGAGAGAGAGAGAGAGAGACAGAACAAGAGAGAGACAGAGAGGAGAAGAGACUUACACAGAAAGAAGGGGAGAGAAAAACUUCUGAGGGUCUGAAAACUCCGCGUUUUAAAGGAAGAAGCAGGAGGGCGCUUUUAAAGGGCGACCACUGAUCCAGAAGCCGACGCCCACCCCGCUUUCCCAUUGGCCCAGAGGUGGACACGCCCCCACCGUCAUCGUUCCCGCCACCGUCCCGUCCCCCGUCCCCCCUCCACUCAGCUCUGCCGCAGCAUGGGGGCCAGGUGGGCCCUGGGGGUGGGCCCCUGCGUGUUCGUUUGGGCGCUGGCCGCGCACCUCCUGUGGGCGCAGGUGCAGGCGCAGGCCCGGGGCCUGGCGGGACGUCCCGCAACCGGGGGGGAGAGGGGAGAGCUGCUCCGCAGGGCCAGGAGGGGCUGGGUGUGGAACCAGUUCUUCGUCCUGGAGGAGUACACUGGCCUGGAGCCCCUGUACAUCGGCAAGCUGCACUCGGACAUGGACCGGGGCGACGGCUCCAUACGCUACAUCCUGUCGGGCGAGGGGGCGGGCACCAUGUUCACCAUCGACGACGGCACGGGGGACAUCCACGCCAUCCAGCGGCUGGACCGCGAGGUCAAGGCCCAGUACGUGCUGCGGGCGCAGGCGCUGCACCGGCAGACGGGCCGGCCCCUCGAACCCGAGUCCGAGUUCAUCGUCAAGAUCCAGGACAUCAACGACAACGAGCCCAAGUUCCUGGACGGGCCCUACCAGGCCACCGUACCCGAGAUGUCUGUCAUAGGUACCUCUGUGAUUCAGCUGACGGCGACGGACGCGGACGACCCCACCUACGGGAACAGCGCCCGGGUGGUGUACAGCGUCCUGCAGGGGCAGCCCUACUUCUCCGUGGAGCCGCGCACAGGCAUCGUCCGAGUCUCCCUGGCCGACAUGGACCGUGAGGUCAGGGAGAACUACACCGUCAUCAUCCAGGCCAAAGACAUGGGGGGUCAGCUGGGGGGGCUGGCGGGCACCACCACCCUCAACAUCACCCUGACGGACGUCAACGACAACCCGCCCAAAUUCGCCCAGAAACUGUACCAGAUGAGUGUCCCUGAGUCGGCCCCGGUGGGCUCUGUGGUGGGCAGAAUCCGGGCGCGGGACAAGGACGAGGGCGUCAACGCUGAGAUGAGGUACACCAUCAUCGACGGGGACGGCCGCGACUCCUUCGACAUCGGCACGGACCCCACCAACCAGUUCGGCAUCAUCACCAUCAAAAAGCGGCUGGACUUUGAGAGCAAGCGGAGCUACACCCUGAAGGUGGAGGGGGCCAACACGCACCUGGACCCCCGCUUCCUCAGCCGGGGCCCCUUCAGCGACGUCACCAUCGUGCACGUCAGCGUGGAGGACGUGGACGAGCCCCCCGAUUUCGACGCCCCCUCCUACCUCGUGGAGGUGCCGGAGGACCUGGAGAUCGGCACCGUCUUCAAGACCGUCUUCGCCCGUGACCCCGACGUGGCCAACAACUCCAUCAGGUACUCCAUCGAGAGGGCCAGUGACCCCGAGAAGCACUUCUACAUCGACAUCACGUCCGGCAUGCUGAUGACGGUGCAGCCGCUGGACCGCGAGGAGCUCGCCUGGCACAACAUCACCGUCCUCGCCAUGGAGAUGAAUAAUCCCUCCCAAAUCGGCAGCGUGUCCGUCACGGUGAGGGUGUUGGACGUGAACGACAACGCGCCCGAGCUGUCGCAGUUCAACGAGGCCUUCCUCUGCGAGAGCGCCAAGGCUGGCCAGCUGAUUCAGACGGUAACGGCUGUGGACCCAGACGAGCCCCUCGGAGGUCAGCACUUCUACUACAGCCUGGCGCCAGAGGCCGCCAACAACCCCAACUUCACCCUCCGGGACAACCAAGAUAACUCGGCGUGGAUCCUGACCCGGCGCGGGGGCUUCUCGCAGCUGGCGCAGAGCGUGUACUACCUGCCCAUCUUCAUCUCGGACGGGGAGCCGCCGGUGCAGACGGGCACGGGCACGCUGACGGUGCGCGUGUGCAGCUGCGACGCCGACGGCAGCGUGCUCUCCUGCAACGCCGAGGCCUACACGCUGCCCGUCAGCCUGAGCCGCGGCGCCCUCAUCGCCAUCCUCGCCUGCAUCUUCGUCCUGCUGGUGAUGAUCCUGCUCAUCCUGUCCCUGCGGAGCCAGCGGAAGAAGCCCUACCUGUCGGACGAGGAGGAGAACGUCCACGAGAACAUCGUGCGCUACGACGACGAGGGCGGGGGCGAGGAGGACACCGAGGCCUUCGACAUCGCUGCCAUGUGGAACCCGCGGGAGGCGGCGGCGGCGGCGGCGGCGGCGGGGGCGGCGCACACGCCCCUGGGCAAGAGCCGGCAGGACAUGCUGCCCGAAAUCGAGAGCCUGUCCCGCUACGUGCCGCAGGCGUGCGUGGGCCGGGGGGCCGGCAGCAGCGUGCACGGCUACGUGCUGGCCAAGCUGCGCGAGGCGGACGGGGACCCCUGCGCCCCGCCCUACGACUCGCUGCAGACCUACGCCUACGAGGGCGCGGGCUCGGUGGCCGGCUCGCUCAGCUCGCUGCAGUCGGGCGGCUCCGGCGCCGACCACGACUACGACUACCUCAGCGACUGGGGGCCGCGCUUCCGCAAGCUGGCCGAGAUGUACGGCGCGCUGGAGAGCGCCAACCCGCUGUGGUAGCCCGAGAACCUGCCAGCCGCCGCGCCCCCGCCUCC
Anguilla anguilla (European eel) is the source of this 3189-nucleotide messenger RNA. Its product is annotated as cadherin-20-like. NCBI's taxonomy places the organism in Eukaryota, Metazoa, Chordata, Actinopteri, Anguilliformes, Anguillidae. Gene Ontology annotation, cellular component: plasma membrane; adherens junction; catenin complex. Bases 731 to 3154 code for a protein of 807 amino acids. Gene Ontology annotation, biological process: cell-cell junction assembly; adherens junction organization; multicellular organism development. Gene Ontology annotation, molecular function: cadherin binding; calcium ion binding. The transcript has 12 exons. The record is from RefSeq and is a predicted model, not a curated record.